Messenger RNA from Aureococcus anophagefferens, 1094 nucleotides. RefSeq lists its product as hypothetical. The annotation marks the transcript as partial. The record is from RefSeq and is a predicted model, not a curated record. NCBI's taxonomy places the organism in Eukaryota, Pelagophyceae, Pelagomonadales, Pelagomonadaceae. The transcript has a single exon.
AUGGUGGCGGAGACGACGGCGCGCGACGCCUUCGAGGACUGCGUGCAGUACGCGAAGCGGCACAACUUCGGCGAGAUCCUCCAGGAGUACGUCGUGCGCGUGCUCCGCGAGCGGCCCAGCGACCCCGUGGCCUUCCUCAUCGACGAGAUCACGAAGCGCCCCUUCACGCCCGCGUCGAGCGCGGCGUCGAACCCCUUCUUCCGGGACCCGCUCCGCGACGGCCCCGACGCGCGCCUGCGCGUGGCGGCGUCGCCGGGCCUCUUCUUCCGCGAGGCCUGCGCCCAGUGCAAGGGCCGCGUCGAGGCGGCCUGCGCGUACGACGUGCCGACGGUCGUCGUCCACGGCUCCGUGACGACGGACCAGUUCGUGCGCACGGCGCGGGGCGCGCGGCUCGCGGCGCCCGGCGAGCAGGACGAUUUGAGCCUGCGGGCGUUGGACGAUGCGACCUGCGCGCCGAAGAACCCGGAGUCGGGGCCCUACUGCGUCGACGUCGUCUCGGCUUUGGUCUCCAUCGAGAUCGCGCGGCGCCAGGGCAUGUACGAGCCCGCGCCCUCCCGCGAGGCCAUGCGCGACUUCGCGCCCCAGUUCCUGCUGGGCUACCUCCGGGGCCUGGGCCAGACCAAGGCUGAGUUUACGACGCUCCGGGAGAAGUACGCCACGGGCGAGCUCGACUUCCCCUUCGCCGACGGCCUCGAGCCGGCCCUGUCGCCCGGCGCGCCGGCGCCCUUCCACGAGCCCCUGCCGGCGUCGGAGGCGACGGGGAAAUACGCGCUGCAGCACUCGUCGCGGUGCGCGGAGAUGCGGAAAGCAACGCUCGACGCGGACGACGCGGUCGUCAACGCGGUGCAAAAGGCCUGGAACGCCACGGAGGGCGCCUGCGUCGUCGUCGAGGCCGGCCGCCUGCCGGGGUCCCGGACGCUCGUCGCGUUGGCCUUCGACGGGGGCGCCGCCUGCAAGCUCGUCGAGGCGUUCCCCGUCCCCGCGAACGGCCUCGAAGGCCUGGAGCGCGCGAAUCUGGCCUGCGCGGCGGCGCUGCCGCGCUUCCUCGGGCGCCUGGAGGGGUUCGCGGCCGUCGAGCUCGAGACGUUCCAGAG